Molecule: messenger RNA, 780 nt
Organism: Saccostrea cuccullata (small rock oyster)
Lineage: Eukaryota; Metazoa; Mollusca; Bivalvia; Ostreida; Ostreidae
Exons: 5
Coding region: 84-668 (194 amino acids)
Biological process (GO): negative regulation of membrane protein ectodomain proteolysis; negative regulation of endopeptidase activity
Cellular component (GO): extracellular matrix
Molecular function (GO): protease binding; metalloendopeptidase inhibitor activity
Source: RefSeq, a predicted model, not a curated record
GGAUACGUAUUCCAAUAAUAUAACUAUAAGAUUACAAGUAUAAACAGGGUUGUACAACUAUACGUAUUUAGUAUAACUGUGCAAUGAUGUUGAGGGGUAUAUGUAAACUUUCGGUGAUUUCUAUUUUGGUGGCUCUAGCAUCUGGAUGCUCCUACGUCCCUAGAGUGGACCAGCAGGAUUACUGCUAUGCAGACUACGCUUUUGAGGCCGAAGUUAAAAGCCCAAAAGAGCAGGAGGACAACUCGGGAUAUUAUAAAUAUGAAAUAUACAUCCAUACCGUCUUCAAGGGAGAGAUCAAGGAGAAAUUAGCCACGGACACAAUCUACGGUGAUGGCCCUUUCCAUUCCUGUGGACCCCAGAUAUUAAACGUCGGCACUACCUACCUAAUAUAUGCAAAAGAAAGAGAUGGCAAGGUAAAAGUUGUUACUUACAAAGCAAUCGAUGAUGUCAGUGAUGACGACAUCGAACGGAUGACGACAAAGUACGACUGUAGUUGUCAGAUAAAAUUCAAUUACGACAAGAUAAGAGGAAUUCCAAAUGCUCCGGAACUCCCAAAGGCCACCGAAAACGAGUGUAAUGUCCCGGAUGAGUGGUGUUCUAGGAAUGCUUUCUGUCAAAGAAAUGACGAGGGCAGAUGUACAUGGGGUGAACUAGGAUCCUGUAACUGAGCUAAUUAAGCAGUUAAUUUCAAUGUGAUUAACCGUAGAGAAUUCGACGAAAGAAUAUAGUAGUGUUAAGAAAAGAGAAAGAAAUGAAAAUUAAUAAAAACAAUUUUUGGCA